AUGUCCGGAUAUUCGACGUCUAUUUACUGCGCCAUCUGCGGCGGUCCAACAUCUAGUCACUCAGCCGAGCCAUUUACUGAUUAUUUGUCUGAACCUAGCCUCGAUUCUGAUGACGACAGUGACUGGUUGGACAAUGUCAGGCUUAUCACGCAGCACCCCAAGUCAGGAAGGGUCUUUAUUGUGCCUCGUGCUGAGCAGGAGGAAGCGAACGAUUUUAACGUCGAUUUCGAGGAGAACGCUAGGAUAGUUCGAAAAGAUAUGAACAUGAUGACGGUGAGAUAUGAUAUCGGAGGUCAAGACCCCUUAGUGUUUCCUUUUCAUGUAGACUGCUACGAACUUCUCGGAAAGGUUGUCAAGCCGCUAAAGAUUGACAACGCGGCCCUUUAUCGAGUUCUAACAUCUCAUCUCCCAAGGUCCUACGGACCACCGAAUGCACUGGACUUUAACUAUGGCAAAGUGAAAAGAUAUCAGAGCGAUGAGUGGGGUACUGCCCCAGGGAUAGAGUACGCUAUCGCAUCACCAAUUUCCACCGAGAACGUAACCUCCAUUGUUGAGCACGUUCUAAGGAAAGCUAACAGGUCGAAUGUACAAAAUAAUCGACCAGCCUCUAACGUCCCAACUGGGCCAUCUUCUAGUCGAGAUCGUUCCCAAAACGCCUCGACUGGGCCAUAUCAGUCCUACAGAGCCGCUCCGUAUCACAGUCAGCAGAGAACAAGGUCGCAAUAUGAAACCCACCAAGGCCCGCAACGAAACAAACGAGACAGGCAGAACCGGCAGGCGGGGCUAAGCCGAUAUUCCGUGCACAGGGAUAUUCCUGACACGGAAUGGGAAAACAAGUUUAUCAGGGAAUUCGCCUGGAUACGCGAGUUUCUCCCGUCUAAGGACGAGAUCGAGCGGCGCCACGUUGAUAGGUUCUUGUUUUGCAAGGCCAUCUUUGACCUAGGCGGUGGUCGGGGGUUCAAUGCUCCCGAAUAUCGAGAUACACUGCGGGGCUUGCACAAUCGUCGUCGCCUUUGGGAAUUAUGCUCGAAGAUCGUAGCGGAGUAUUUGCCUCACUCCCAACAGCGCAGCGUACAAAAGCCCGAGGCAACCUCCUCACCCGAAGCCACAAGAUCCAGGACGGCCAGCUCAGUACCUGCGAGCAUGCCCUCCAUGGACUUCUUCAGAAGGCCUAUAAAAGGUAGCAUGCCUUGGCCCUGUGAGCCGAAAGAGCUGAGGAACAAGUCUCCCAUCGAAGCCUCUUCCACGGAGACUCUGACCCUUGCCGCCCGUGAUAGCGAUCUGAAGAAUGCCGUUCGUUUCGGGGUCGACGCUGAUAUGCAGCGUUUCGAGAUUCACUUGGAAGAAAAUGGACGAAAAUGGAGUCAUUGCAUUGGUCCCCGGAGCACGGCCAUGCAGUACCUAUACUUCGACAAGUCAUUGGCCGUCCCUGACAGGAUCAUCAAAUGCUAUGUGACCAUGAAGCACAACAUCCCCGUCGGUUUACGUUUUUUCAGCACCCAGGGUCAAGUGAUCGCGGCCGGAAAGCCUGGUAAAGAUGAGAUAGCGUAUCCGAGAGAAGAAGAUGAGGGAAGGGGUUGGCUGACUGGGAUAUUCUGCCAAUGGUCAGAUCGCGAUUCUCCUGACGCCAAGCUGGCCUCUUUCGGCAUUUACUUUGCUGAAGACUAG
This is a messenger RNA of Fusarium subglutinans, 1668 nucleotides long. RefSeq lists its product as uncharacterized. Lineage: Eukaryota; Fungi; Ascomycota; Sordariomycetes; Hypocreales; Nectriaceae. Bases 1 to 1668 code for a protein of 555 amino acids. The transcript is spliced from 3 exons. The record is from RefSeq and is a predicted model, not a curated record.